CUCGCAUCUCGUGUCUCAGGGCGGACAGCAAUGGCAUGGAAUAUUUCUCAUACGACAGAGCGAGACACGACAGGGAGAUUACGUGCUCACGUUUAACUUUCAAGGACGUGCGAAGGUUUGUGGGGUAGCUUGUGGAUACUCAAUAAAUAUUUGCAUACUCGCGACCUGAAAAUAUAAAUAUUUACAAGCUUUCGUAGUUGGUAAUUCCGUAAGAGUGGGUUUAUAUUUCAUGCCGAGUGUUAUUUCCGCUGGAGAAAACCACGAAAACAAAACGUUUUUCGCCUUUUAUAACAAUCUGCUCCGAAACGGCUUUUUAUCACUCGUAGUCAUUCGUGGUCACUCAAACGGGUCGUCUGUAGCGAGAAUUGGUUGCACUUGUAACUCUUGUCUGGACAAAGUGAAAUAAAAGAGAGACACACGUCAGCCUUAAGCCCUGGGCAAACUAGGAAACAUUGCUUCCUGCCAAUGUUUCGCCAUGUUUCCCAAGGUGGGCAAACACUAGGAAACAUUUCUGCUUCUCGGGAAGCAAAUUGUGUUUCUGCAACGAUGUUUCCACGGGUGGGCAAACACAGAAGCACUUGAGGAAACAUGGCGAAUCACAAUGUUUCCGCAACAAUGUUCCCUAGUUUGCCCAAGGCUUUAAUCAUGUAUUUUUGUUUCAGCAUCUACGACUGUCAUUGAAUGCAGACGGCCAUUGUCGUGUACAACAUCUCUGGUUCCCAAGUCUCUUCGACAUGCUCGAACAUUUCCGAUCCAACCCCAUUCCCCUGGAGAGCGGUGGUCCCUCUGACGUCAUGCUUACAAACUUUUGUGUGAAUACUGGCGAGGGGGAGGUCACGGCCAGGCAGACCUUGCCGGGGAGGUCAAAUCGCAAUGAGGGACUAAGGCGAUCGCACAGUGUGCAGGCCAGCAGACUGUCCAGAACAGCGGUUAUUCAAGGAGGUUCUGUGCGGCUACCGUCCACGUCAGCCAAUCAACAUCCGAUACGAGUACGAGCUGUCGAGAACCACUACGCGGUAAUGUAAAUAAGAUGGCAUAACUUGUAUACCCUGUAUAUUAUGACUUGUUUUUAUCGGUUGGUUUCAUUCAGUAUUACACGGCAGUAGAUGGUGACUCAACUGCAGAAAUGUUGAUAUUAUAUCGCGGGUAUCCCCCAAAAAACUGCACACUGUUUUAUUUCAUGUGACGUAAAAGCUAUAAAAGCUAUCGCAAUGAAAUAAAGAUCAUUACAUUCAGAAAGGACUAACUUAGAUUUUGAUAUAUAACACUUGAUUUACAUGCAACAUUGAGCGAGUUACAACCAAAAUAAAAAUAUUUAUUAUUUUUAACAAGUAUAACUACAUUGAUAAUUAUAAGGUUUAUAUGCUAAUUUUUGGCAUUUUCGAAAACAGUAGUUCAACGUUCAAACAUCAAUAGCGCAGUCAAUAUUGCAUGCAAAUUCAAGUGCUAUAUAUCAAAAUCUAAGUUAGUCCUUUCUGAAUGCAAUGAUCUUUAUUUCAAUGCGAGGCAUGAGGCACGUUUGAACAGCAUCUGUUGCACGAUAAUGCCUAGUGAAACCAGCCAUUUUAGAAGUGUGUAAAUGAUAUGCAGAAAACUAGUUUAACACGCAAGACAUUCACCACACAAUGACGUAGUGUAUUGAAAUUUGACAAGGAAUAUAUUGCAUUCUACUAGCACAGAAGUAAAGUAUUCUGUAAAGGUAGUAUAUUACAAAGUAAAUUGAUGUUUUGCAGCGGUUGUUAUUCUACUACUUUACAGUCAAUUUCAGCUGACUUUUCACUCAAAUGUUCCGAACUUCGUUCCGAACUUCGCAAAUUCGUUGCCAAGUUCAAAAGUUCAUAAUGAAAUUCACAAGCGGGUUUGUAAACUGGGCAUUUGAUUGGCUGGUUUGAUUUAAUAGCCAAUCAGAGGCUUUGUUUACAAACCUGUUCGUGAAUUUCAUUAUGAACUUUUGAACUUGGCAACGAAUUUGCGAAGUUCGCAACGAAGUUCGGAAUCUUACGGUGAAAAGUCAGCUGAAAUUGACUGUAACAUGAUUCUUCAACGUUGGUUUACUCUAUUAGACUAUAGUACUCUAAAUCUUUCUUUCUAUAGAAAACAUGGCUGGGAAACAAUGUUUCCUGGUUUGUCCACCUUCUGGAAACAUGACUAGGAAACAGUGUUUCCUGCUUUGCCCACUUUCGGGGAACAUGGUUAGGAAACAAUGUUUCCUGCUUUGUCCAGGGAACAAUAUUUCCUGCUUUUCCCUCCUUCGGAAAACAUGGCUAGGAAACUAUUUUUGCACAUGCUAGAUUUGCCUUGCCCCCAAAGAUCACAAUAUGACUCGAACAAAGUUCAUGCCAGUUUGAAUAUGAUGCCUAUAAAAAGUACUGCAUUCUUAGGAACUGCAGAUUUAUAAAAUAACUUAUAAUCACAGAUUCAACAUAAAAAAUUUGUAAAAUUAUCGUAUAGAUGUAAGUAAAAUAGAUAAAAGACCUCACUGAGGCAAAAACCGUUCUUAAAAUAUACAGUGCAGUUUUUCUACAAACUUCAGCGAAGCCCUGCUUCUGUGGAAAUCUUAUAAAUAUUGUAGUUAGUUCAAAAUAAGAAUUUUUUGUCAAUAUCCAUAUUGCUGUGCUCCCUUUUCAGGGUCCAUAGGGUAUGCUUGAUUGGGUGGGUAUGCUUGAUUAGGUGGAGGUGGUUGAGUACCAGGUGCUGGUGCCUGAUGGAUGGUUUGUACUGUGGUCGUCUGAAUUUGUGGUUGUUGACCUUGUUGAAUCACCACUAUACCUGGUG
Paramuricea clavata is the source of this 2775-nucleotide messenger RNA. NCBI's taxonomy places the organism in Eukaryota, Metazoa, Cnidaria, Anthozoa, Malacalcyonacea, Plexauridae. The record is from the annotation of a GenBank genome assembly.